Cotesia congregata is the source of this 2889-nucleotide messenger RNA. NCBI's taxonomy places the organism in Eukaryota, Metazoa, Arthropoda, Insecta, Hymenoptera, Braconidae. The record is from the annotation of a GenBank genome assembly.
AUGUCGAGUUUGAAAAAUUUAAUACCAACGUGGUUUGACGAAAUAGCGACUAGCGGAGAUGAUGAAACAAAAAUAGAGAAUAUUGCAAAAAUAAAACAGUAUUUCCUGGAUCAAAAAGAUCCUCGGCUGGAAAUUGCUUACUUCCAAGAAUUAUUAUCAUACAGUUCAGACAUAAAUAAUGAUGUUCGAGAAUCGAUCGCUGAUUUUAUCGAGGAAGCCGCCGGUAAUAAAUUCCAGGAAAAAAUUCCCGACUUGCUACCGCCUCUGUCUCGAUUGGUAUCCGACCCAGUGCCAAAAGUGUCCAAACGCGGGAUCCGCGCCAGCAGUUGGGUCCUAAAAGCAGCUUAUAGGUGGAUUGUCGAUGCUUCUAAAGUAAAAAUAACCAAAGAAAUCCAAGAAGUUUGGAACCACUUGAACUUCCUGAAGUCUCAGAUAAUCAACAUGGUCGAGAGCGAAAACGAGGGAGUGCGUAUGCAAGCCAUCAAGUUCAUUGAGAAUGUAGUGUUAUUUCAAACGUAUCUCGAUCCUGAAACACCCAAAAGUCAAAGUGAUUUUUCGCUGAAUGAUAUGUUGUUUACCCUGGAAGGAACCUGCUGUCGUAAUCUAGAAGAAGAAGCGUGUCGGUUAGUUGAAACGAUGAUUAAUUACCUCCAGUCUUCUUUUAUCACCAGCAUUUACUUGAUAACUUCGAUGGGAGCUCUUGGACAAAUCGCCAAAUUACGUCCUAAAUUCACCGCUCAAGUAAUUGAGGCGAUUAUUCGCCUAAGGAAAGAUUUACCACCUACGCUGUCCGCCUCCCAGAUUGUCGGUAUUAAAAAAGAGUCUAUGAGGCUGAUAAAAAUACUGACUAGCAAUGUAAAAAUCAAACAGGAGCCAAGAGAUAAUUGUAAUUCACCUGUUAAACGUCCAUUAGAGCAGCCGAAAGUUGAUUCACGGUGGAAGAAAUUAAAAUUGCUUCAAAAAGAUGAAAUAUCUGAUGAUUUAAUAGUAAAAAAUCUUACAGUUAACACUGAGAUGGUAAUUGAUGCAAUAGCUCGCGUUCCAGGUAAUAUAACUCCCGAAGAAUUUGAAAAAAAAAAUUCUGGAUUUUCUGUUUCAGCUGAUCCAGAAAUUAAGCGUCGAGUCAUCGCCAAAUCGCUUGUGAUGACUCAAUUAAAACAAUCUAAUGAAUUACAUAAUGAUAAAAUUGAUUCUGAAUUUAUUAAACUUAAAUCAAUGAAGAAUAUUGUCUCUCUGUCAUCAGCUGAUAAACAAAUAAUGCUUGUGAGAUCAAUCGACAGGAUUAUUUCUUAUGAGAACUCAAUUCUUACUGGACAACAUGUGUCUAAUAAAAUUAAAAUACUUGUACGAAUGGCGACUAUCAACGUUGAAAUAAAAAAAUUACUUCUGAUAUAUAUUUCUGAGGAUGUUAAGAAUAGGAUAGACCUUGCACUGAGUAUGGUGUACGAAGAAUACGCUUUGAAUCAUGGCUUUAAAAGAAAAAUAAUUAUUGCUAAGACUACAGAAGGGCCUUUUCAAUUACCUUACAAUUACCUGCUGUCUGCCAUAAUUAAAAUUAUCGAAUCUCACCCAGAUCGAGCGGUACUGCUGACUCGAUUUUACCUAGCUGUUCCUGUAAUAUCAAAGGAAAUGAUCCGAUCGCUGACAACUAAAACACCUCCUGAAACUCUUACUUUGUUGAAGGAGUUAGUUUUUCGAAGAACUACCAACAAAUUAGAGUUUUUGAAUAUUCUCCUUGGGCUUACUACACACCAGGAUUCGAGUAUCAGUGAUCCUGCGGUGGAUAUUAUCUUGGGACUGUACAAUCACGGUGAGCUCCGUCAGUCUAUUUCAGAGUACCUAAAAGCUAAUUUGAAUUUUCUUAGGUUGAAAAAUCCUCCUCAAGUUCUUCUUAGAAAAAAUGUAGAUCGAAAAAUGGAGCAUAGGUGGGCCAACUCGAUGGUCCAAUCUUGCUUGAAGCUUUAUCAAGCUUUGUUGAAAGAGGACAAGAGUUUAAUUUAUCAACUGGUUAAGAUUUAUCCGUUGAUGACAGUUGACGUAAAGACAUCGGUGAAGAUACUUAUGGAGAGAUCGAUUCGUUGUUUUGGAGCAAACAGCCCAGAGUUGCUGCGAAUCGUUGAAACUUGUCCCGAAGGAGCAGAAUCGCUUGUCACGAGGUUCGUCCAUACUCUCACCGAAAAUAGGAUUCCUAGCAGUGAGCUAGUUGCAAGAAUGCAGAAAAUUUAUGAAACUCGGUCUUUGGACAUUGUAUUUUUGAUUCCCGUCGUCAGAGGGCUCAGUCGAGAACAAGUUUUCUCUGUUUUGCCAAAGCUCAUCACGCGAAACACACUUAUCACUAAGGAAGUGAUCAAGCGGCUAUUUUUUAUCAGAGAAUACACGGAAUUUUUGAUCACGCCGGUGGAAUUCAUGAUCACGGUGCACAAUUUCAAGAAAGAUGUGACUGAUCUUAAGACUAUUAUGAUCUGUAUCUCGAUGUGCUUGGCUGAGAAGAAAAUUUUUACCCAAGAAGUUCUUCAGAUUGUCGUCAGCUGCUUGCUAGAUCAGACUUGCUUACCAAUUACACUUAUGCGCACGGUGAUGCAGAUUUUGUCGCUGUAUCCGGAAAUGGAGAAAUUUGUAUUAAGUGUACUGAAAAAAUUGAUCUUGAAGAAGGUUUGGGAGCUGCCUAAGCUUUGGCAGGGAUUUGCCAAAUGCUGCGAAAUGCUCAAAGAAAAAAGUUUUGCUGUUAUUCAUCAAUUGCCUCAAGAGUCGAUUGAUAAUUUAUUCAAGAUUGUUCCUGGAUUGAAAAAUGAUUAUAUUGAUUACCUAAAACCAAAUAGUAAUUUUCAAAGAGAUAAUAAUAAUGAAAUUUUUUCUUCAAAAGCAGUACCCUUUGUAUCCAUUGUAUAA